CUACACCGGACCACGCCUCAAAUUUGGGGAAAUGAAGGGCGCAUUUGAGGCUGCAUUUGGAGUACACUUCGGAUUGGGACACCCUUCGUCGCGUCGCUGUGACGUAAUCGGUCUGCAAAUGCGCACUACGCUGUGACGUCGCACGAGCGCUCAGUAGUGAUAGUAACAGUACUUCCUCUCUCAUCCAAGCCGGAGCACGCGCUGCGUAGUCUUGCCCGCUGCCGCCUCAUGGACCCUCCGUUCCACGCACCGAGCCCCGGCUUGCUCCGCGCCGAGCCCCGAAGGAGGUCAGAGGACAGCACCGCUACUGCAGUACUACCACAGAGUACACGCUGAGAGUACACAGGUGAGCCAGCAGCGCCCACUCACCUGGACUCCAUCCAGCAGCAGGAGUACUACUGCAGUACUACAGGAGGUCAGUAUGGGGAGCACGGCUGAGAGGAGGGAGGAGGAGGAAGAGAGGAGCGACAGGAGGAAGAGGAGGAGACCGCUGAGGCUCCACAUGCCUGACCUGAGCGUCUUCACCAUGCCCUUCCUGGACGGAGACCCGGGCCGAGCUGAGAGGGACGGCGGCACUAAGCAGGGGGAGCCCGUGUGCCACUCUGCCAGCCCCACCAGGAGCUUCUUCCAUCGGUCUCCCUUCAGCCGACCCUCCAGCCCACGCUCCGCCCCCGCCAGGACCUCCAGCUCCAAGACCAGCCCCAGCUCUCCUAAAACCCUCUUCCCCUACCAGCCCAGACCCCCGCAGCUGGACUCACCGCCCAAAUCCCCACACAGGCUGAGUUUCAGUGGGAUCUUCAAGUCUGCCUCCAGGGAUUCAAACCAACAACCCUCAUCCUCCCCCGUCAGCAUCAAACUGUUCAGCCGCAACAAGAGAGACAAGGCCAGAGCCAACAGUCUGUCCUCCCCUCCUCUUCCUCCCCCUUCUGCUCCUCUGGUCUUUCGUCAGGAGGAGGUGAGUGUUUUCCAUCUGGAGACGUACCUGACGGAGCCGAGGCGUCCGGAGACCAGGAGGCUGCGCUCCUUCUCUUCGCCCCCCGACACCGGCCAGCAAGUCUCUACGUUCUCCUCUGCCUCCUUCACCUCCCUCUCCUCCUCCUCCUGCUGUCAGAAGCCUCCACCGGCCCCGCCUCCUGUGGCAUCUCCUCCUCCUGCUCCCCCUGUUGGGACGCUGGUGGAGGUUGCAGACACCAUGUCGGAGCAGCCGGACCCCGAUGAUGCCGCGUCCGAGGCGUCAGAGAGAGACAUCUACAUGCGCUUCAUGAAGUGCCACAAGUGCUACGACAUCAUCCCCACCAGCUCCAAGCUGGUGGUGUUCGACACCACGCUGCAGGUGAAGAAGGCGUUCUUCGCUCUGGUGGCCAACGGCGUGCGAGCCGCUCCACUGUGGGAGAGCAAGAAGCAAAGCUUUGUGGGAAUGUUGACCAUCACUGACUUCAUCAACAUCCUCACCAGAUACUACAAGUCCCCCAUGGUGCAGAUCUACGAGCUGGAGGAGCACAAAAUCGAGACGUGGAGAGAGCUCUACCUGCAGGAGACCUUCAAACCCCUGGUCCACAUCUCACCUGAUUCCAGCGUGUUCGAGGCUGUGCACUCGCUCAUCAAGAACAAGAUCCACCGUCUGCCCGUCAUCGACCCGGUCAGCGGGAACGCCCUCUACAUCCUGACGCACAAGAGGAUCCUCAAGUUCCUGCAGCUGUUUGUGUGUGAGAUGCCCAUGCCGGCCUUCAUGAAGCAGACUCUGGAGGAGCUCGGCGUGGGGACGUACACCAACAUCGCCUACAUCCACCCCGACACGCCACUCAUCACCGCCCUCUCCGUGUUCACGCACCGCCGUGUCUCCGCCCUCCCCGUUGUCGAUCACCACGGUAAAGUGGUGGACAUCUACUCCAAGUUUGACGUCAUAAACCUGGCAGCAGAGAAAACCUACAACAACCUGGACGUGACGGUGACUCAGGCGCUGAGGCACCGCUCCCAGUACUUCGAGGGAGUGAUGAAGUGCAACAAGCUGGAGACGCUGGAGACCAUCGUGGACCGCAUCGUGAAGGCCGAGGUUCACCGGCUGGUGGUUGUCGAUGAAGAGUCUCGCAUUGUCGGUAUUGUCUCUCUGUCUGACAUCCUGCAGGCACUGGUCUUAACCCCUGCAGGUCUGGGGAGGAAGGAGUCUCUCCCCCCUCAGCCGACAGCUCUGGACUCAGCGGGACCGGAGCAGGGCCGAAACCAAGACCAGAACCAGGACCUGGGAUCGGCGCCUGGAACAAAUCCAGAGACAGAAAGUAAACCCGAGUCAAAUCAGCAGGAGGAGAAGGAGGCCAGGGACCCCGAAAUAGGAGGAGAGACUGAUGCUGCAGAGACAGAGAGAGAGAGAGAGGAGGAGAAGGAAAAUGAGGAGAGAGAGGAGGGGGGAGAGGAUAAAGAUGAGGAAACAGAAGGAGAGAAAGAGGAGAGGGAGGAGGUGACAGAAGGAGAGGAAGAUGGAGGAACAACAGAGGUGGAGGCUGAGGAGGAGACCAAAGAGAAGGCAGAGAGAAACAAUGAUGAGGAGAUGGAGGGAGACAGAGGGGGAGGGGCAACAGAUGAGAGAGAGGGAGGAGAAACAGAGAUGGAGGCUGAGGAGGAGGACAGAGGGGUGGGAGGGCGUGAGGAAGAGGACGAGGGCGAUGGUAACGAGGGGGGAGGUGAAGAGAAAGGUGAGGUGGAGGAACAGCCAGAUGAAGGAGUGAGAGAGGAGGAGGGGAUGCCAGAAGGAGGCGGGGAUGGGGAGGCGGUGUGACAUCAUCGCCCGGCUUCUCUGGACUUUCAUCACGGCUUGCCGCGCUCCUCUCGAGCUGACCACCAUAGAAGAAGAAGAAGAAGGGGCGGGAUGCACAGUGCAGGCAUAUGAUUGGACAAGUCUUCUGGGGGUGGGCGGGGCCUGUGGGUGAUUCAUGUAUGCUAGAUCCAAUCAGGGAUCUCUGCUGGUCUCUUUAUUUGAUCCUCAAACUUUAAUGUUGACAAACUGUCACGUGUUUCAUCGACAAUCACAUCAUCACCAUGGCAACAUGAGCGACAGCAGCGCUGCACCUGCUGCAGGCACGACAGAUCCCGAGCGAUCCGAUUGGCUCACUGAUUGCCAACAGGUAGUAAAAAAACAAUACUCGUUUAUUCUGUAAACAAAACCUGCCCUCUGUUAUGUCACGAAGGGGCGGGCCCAUCACGCUGUCGCGCUGCCUUUGAAUCCUGACCAUGGUCUCUGAUUGGUGGAGAGUUUUAUCGAUGACUGGUUGUGCCACAGGUGAGUGAAAGAGCUCACCUGUGUACCUGAGGUGAUUGUACGAGUGCGUCUGUUUUAUUAUUUUGUGUAAAUCUGAACAAAGAUGAAUUUUAUUGUUAAUGUAUUCAUAGUUUCUGUGGUGAGGGGGGCGGGCUGCAGGUGGCGCUAACACGCAGUGUGGACCACCAGACAGAUGAACCUUGCAUAUAAAUGCUUUAUACCCAGGGACUCUGGGAAAUGUAGUUAUUUAACAGAGCAGGUUGUCCCAGCUGUGAUGCGUUCGCUGACGUCACGUGUCAGAGAGCUUCUGUCAGAGCGUCUGUGCUGCUGUUCAGACGAUGAAUAAAGCGUCCUGAUGUUUCGC
This is a messenger RNA of Oreochromis aureus, 3617 nucleotides long. Its product is annotated as 5'-AMP-activated protein kinase subunit gamma-2-like. Bases 422 to 2773 code for a protein of 783 amino acids. The transcript is spliced from 18 exons. NCBI's taxonomy places the organism in Eukaryota, Metazoa, Chordata, Actinopteri, Cichliformes, Cichlidae. The record is from RefSeq and is a predicted model, not a curated record.